GCUGCUGCCGCUGUGUUCGCAUCAUGAAUGUGUGUGACAGGGAUGGUGAUGAUUUGAGCAACGGUUUAGAGGAUGUUCCUGUUUUAUGUGAGGAGCUGGUAUUUCCUAUAUUUCAGUAUUGCCCAGAUAACGUUCAGGGACCAGGAUGUACCGUAGACCCCAGCGAGGUGGUCCUUCCUGGAUGCACCUGCCUGUCCCAUUCCUGCUGCACCGAGAACUGCUCCUGCCUCCGGACGUAUGGCCGGGCGUACGGCGGCACCGGCGCGCUGCUGGACCUCAACAGGACACAACACGGUUACAGCUCACCUGUAUUUGAGUGUAACGCCCUUUGCACCUGCAGUGACGCCUGCUCUAACCGGGUGGUGCAGAGGGGGCUGCAGCUCAGGCUAGAGGUCUUCAGCACCAGGGACAGGGGCUGGGGGGCUCGGACACUAGAGAAAAUCCCACGUGGGACAUUUGUGUGUGAGUAUGCUGGGGAGGUGAUCAGUUUUGAGGAGGCCAGGCGCAGACAGCUCGCCCAGAGAUCCGAAGAAAAUAAUUACAUUAUAGCAGUGAGGGAGCAUGCAGGGACGGGCUCCGUCACAGAGACGUUUGUGGACCCGGCCCAGGUGGGAAACGUAGGCCGCUUUCUCAACCAUUCCUGCCUGCCCAACCUCUUCAUGUUACCAGUGCGUGUGCAUUCUGUCAUUCCUCGGCUGGCGCUGUUUGCUGGACGGGACAUCGAAGCUCAGGAGGAGCUGACGUUCGACUACUCAGGAGGAUACACGAACCGAGGACCUGCAGAGAAGAUGUCCACGCAGAGCGACGCCGCUGCACAGGCCAGUAGGACAGAUGGAGUCCAGAGGAAAGCAUGCCGCUGUGGGGCCAACAGCUGCACACACUUCCUUCCACUGGACUUAUCUGUUCUCAGCUGAAAUGACCACUGUUUUUAUGUGAACUUUAAGA
Melanotaenia boesemani (Boeseman's rainbowfish) is the source of this 945-nucleotide messenger RNA. It is a transcript of the gene setmar, whose product is annotated as SET domain and mariner transposase fusion gene. The transcript is spliced from 2 exons. Gene Ontology annotation, cellular component: nucleus. Gene Ontology annotation, molecular function: histone H3K9 methyltransferase activity; zinc ion binding; protein binding. NCBI's taxonomy places the organism in Eukaryota, Metazoa, Chordata, Actinopteri, Atheriniformes, Melanotaeniidae. The record is from RefSeq and is a predicted model, not a curated record. Bases 24 to 914 code for a protein of 296 amino acids.